UUCCAUCGGUGGACCCGAGGCGCCAUCCGGUGGGCCGGUGACGGGGCAUUGGGGGCCCUCGCGUCACCGUCGCCCAAAAUUUCGCCAUGGGGGGCGUGGGUUUGCUGUGCAGCCUGCUGCUGAGCCUGCUCGCCUGCAGCCCGUGUCUUGUCCAGACCCAGUCGGAACCAGUCACGGCCCUCUUACCACCUGCUGUAAAGAAGGUGAACCUGACCGUCCUGUAUGAGCCAUACUCCAAGGAAAGCUCGUGGUUCAUCACCAAGCAGCUCGUGCCCAUGUACAGGCUUCUGCGCAAACACCUCGCCGUCGAUAUGGUGCCGUUCGGUGGCACGCACAUCAAGGAACCGCAGGGCGCCAACACGACCGUGUCCUUCACCUGCCGCCACGGGCAGGCCGAGUGCCAGGCGAGCAUGAUUCACGCGUGCGCCAUCGCCCUGUACCCGGACACGGACAAGCACUUGCCGUUCAUAUCGUGCACGCUGAUGUCGUGGAAGCCCGAGAAGAACGCGCAAAAGUGCGGCAUCGAGCACAAAUUGGAGAGCAGCAAGAUCGUCGGUUGCGCCUCGUCGGAGCAGGGCAGGCUUCUCCUGCAGAAGAUGGGCCGGCGCACGAUGUCCGUGCGGCCGCCCAUCAAUCGCGUGCCCAGCGUGGUCAUCGACGGCGGCUUCAACAAGCGCUACCAGAAGGAACUGCAGGAGAUCAUCAAGGCGACCGUCUGCAAGCACUUCAAGCCGCCCGUACCGGAGCCUUGCCUAGUCAAGAAACGUAGAGGCUGGUUCUGGUUUUGAACGCUUCUUGCUCCCCCUCCCCCCUACCACCCCUUCUACCGAAUCAACCACCAGGUUCUGCUUCACGCUUUAAAUUCCGAUACUGCCUGUGAACGGCAGCCGCAUUGUGAGAGAUGACACGCCCCUCCUUUCAACGUUGCCUUUAUCGCUAAAACUAAAUUAACAUAUGAAAACUGGACUCUAAAGACUGACUGAUUGUGUCCGGAAGGAAAUAUUCGACCCGUUGACCGCCUUUGAGAGUCAACACCAAGACCAGUGAACCGGCUAAAAUAUUUGGAUGUCCUGUCAAAAAGAUACCGUCUUCCGGUAAUGCUGGAAGCGAAGAGAAAGAAAUUCAGCGACGUGGAGGUGUUUUAAGCUAUGGGA
Messenger RNA from Dermacentor albipictus, 1154 nucleotides. Its product is annotated as GILT-like protein 1. NCBI's taxonomy places the organism in Eukaryota, Metazoa, Arthropoda, Arachnida, Ixodida, Ixodidae. Gene Ontology annotation, molecular function: oxidoreductase activity, acting on a sulfur group of donors, disulfide as acceptor. The record is from RefSeq and is a predicted model, not a curated record.